CAUUGUUACAGAAAUAUUAAACAAAUAAUGUCCAAAUCAUCAUCAUCAUCAUCAAAAUCAUCAUUAUCAAUAUUAAUUAUGACCAUUAUGAUGAUUUUAAUGAUAAUGAUAAUCAUGUUAAGCGCACAUUGUGUUAUGGGUAAUCCAAUGAUGAUGACUAAAUCAAUAAUGUUCAGACAAACAAAACCAAAUUUAUCAACAACAACAAUAAAUAAUAAUAAUAAUGAUGAUAAUGAUAAUGAACAACAACAACCAAAAAAUAUUGGAUCAAUAAAUGCAAUGAGAUUAAAAAUAUUACAACAAUUACGUUUAAAUCAGAAUGAUGUACAAAGACGUGUCAAUAAUCAUCAUCAUCAUCAUAAUAAUCAUCAUUAUAAUUCAAAAUCACAAUUACGUUUGGAUGAUUCACAGGUGGUUUUUGAUCCAACAAUUGAAGAAUUUUCAUUACAUAAUACUCGACAACAACAACAACAACAACAACAAUUUGAUAAUGAUAAAAUGGAUAAAAAUCAGCCAAAUUUUCAACCAGAUAACGAUGAUAAUGAUCCGAUAAUGAUUGAUUCGACAAUGGAUGAUCAACAACAGCAACCAUCAUUGAAUGAUGAAGAAGAAAAAGAAGAAGAAGAAGAAGAAUCGGUUAAAAAAAUUAUCGAUAGUGGUUGGAUACAACAUUCAUCAACAAAAAAAUUACUGUAUUAUCUUGGCAAAAUUGAUAAAGUUUUAUUUAAUAAUGUUGUUGGUAAUAAUUUAGAUAAAUUUGAUGAAUUGGAUGAUUCAUUUAUGAAUCCGAAUGAAGAUGAAUUAAUGAUUAAUCAACCGAAUCAACAACAACAACAAAAUCGAAAUAAAUCCAAAACAUUAAAUUCAGAAAUGGAAAAUAAUAAUAAAAAUUUUGAAAUAAUUUUAAAUCGUAUGAUGAAUACACCGACAGUAGUGAAAAAACGUGGUGAAGGACCACAGCUAUCGAUUGAUUAUCCAUUAACUGUAUUAAGGCAAAGAUUAGUUGCUGAAUUGGCACGACGUAAAGCUAAAAAAACUGAAGAACAAAUUGCAAUCAAUACAGAAAUAUUGAAAAAAUUAGGAAGACGACGACGACGUCGAAGUAUACAACAAACAACAUCUGAUCAAUCGAAACGACAGAAUUUAAAUUCAAUAAAACAUUUUUCGAAUGGAAAACUGCAACAACAUUUUCGUAAUAAUGAUAAAUAUUAUAAUUAUGAUCGAAUAAAUUCAAUGAUCAUCAAUAAUAAUAAACGACAACAAAUGAGAAUUAAUUCAAAAAAACAAUCAUGGCCAAUUAUUAAUCGUCUAAAUGGUUAAAUUAUUAGGAAGAAGGUAGAAGAACUAGCAGCGAAAAAAAACUUUCGAGCUAAAAUAAUUGCAUUUACCAGGUAAAAGCGAAAAUCAUCAAUCAAUCAAUCACUAAUCAUCAUCAUCAUCAUCAUUGAUCAUUUACCAAUCGCCUAUCAUCAUAGACAACGAACAAUUUUUUUUUGUUUUUUUGAAAAAAAAGUAUUUCUUAAACAAACGACAAACGUUUAUCCAUUUUAAAUCAUUUGUGUCAAAUUUUUUUUUCUUUCAAUCAUCAUUACAUCAUCAAUAUUGAUUUGCACUAUUCACAUUUCACAACAAAAAAAAACCCUGGAUUAAUUUGGAAAAACCAUCAGAAACUGGUCACAACAUUUCAAAAUAAAAAUCAUCAUCCUUGUUAUAUCAUUACCCUUCAAAAUAAAA
Dermatophagoides pteronyssinus (European house dust mite) is the source of this 1734-nucleotide messenger RNA. It is a transcript of the gene Dh44, whose product is annotated as corticotropin-releasing diuretic hormone 44. Gene Ontology annotation, cellular component: extracellular region. Gene Ontology annotation, molecular function: hormone activity. NCBI's taxonomy places the organism in Eukaryota, Metazoa, Arthropoda, Arachnida, Sarcoptiformes, Pyroglyphidae. The record is from RefSeq and is a predicted model, not a curated record.